CGGUCGGUGCGUGGAGGGGCCGGACGGAGAACGAGCGGGCGAGAGCGGGCCAAGAUGCGGGUCGAGGUGUUUCGCUGUAAAUGUGUAAAAUGCGUCUCGCUACUUUCAACACAGAAAACUAAGAAAAGUACUCCUGCCCUGACGCUUCUUGAUCUUCCAGCUGAUAUUUUGCUUUAUGUUUUGGAAUGUCUCCCGGCUCAGGAUAUUUUGCAUUUCAGAACGGUACACCCUCUCUUUAAAUCCCUUGUUGACAAUCACUCUAGUGUGUGGGCUCAUGCCAAUUUUCAGGAGAUUUGGCCAUCUCCAAUAAAUCGGUGGCUCUUUGAAAGGGCUGCAGAAAGUGGAAACUUUGAGGCUGCUAUAAAGCUAGGGAUAGCAUACCUUUACAAUGAAGGCCUUUCAGUUGCUGAUGAAGGCCGUGCUGAAGUGAAUGGACUGAAGGCCUCCCACUUCUUCAGUGUGGCCGAGAGUCUGAAUGUUGAUGCUAGCCCAUUUGUUUGGCUGUUCAUUAGGCCACCGUGGUCUCUGACUGGCAGCUGCUGUAAGGCAGUUGUCUACGAUAGUUUAAAGAACAAGUGCCAAUUACACUCAGCUAAGAUGGCAUCGCUAACCUACUGUUUAGCCAAAGUCCUGAGUCUCUUUGAGGAUGAAGAGAAGCAGAAGCAGGCUCUAUCAUUGUUUGAGGAAUCUGCUAGUCAUGGCUGUUUACCUAGUUCGUUCCACCUGUGGGAGAGGAACCAGAGAGAGGCAGUGACUGAUCCGGGGAGGUACCUUCAGAGUCUGAGAAAAUUGCGAGAUUAUGCAACAAAAGGUUGCUGGGAAGCACAGUUGGUGUUAGCCAAAGCCUGUGGAAAUGGCAAUCUGUUUGGAUUAAAGCUUAACCCUCAAGAUCUUGUAGCCCAAAUUUUUCAGUCUUCCCGUCCAUCCUUCAAGCAAAAAAUGUUCAAAGUACAAAAAGGCAUGAAUGACACAAUGAGAUACAUUUUAAUUGAUUGGCUGGUGGAAGUGACCAGCAUGAAGGACUUCUCCAGCUUGUGUCUGCACAUCACUGUGGCGAAUGUCGAUCGGUACCUGAUGCUGCGCUCUGUACCCAGGGGCAGGCUCCAGUUGUUGGGGAUAGCCUGUAUGGUUAUCUGCACACGCUUUAUUAGUAAGGAGAUCCUAACAAUUCGUGAAGCAGUCUGGCUUACGGACAACACUUACAAGUAUGAAGACCUAGUGCGGAUGAUGGGAGAGAUAAUUUCUGCACUUCGAGGAAAAAUUAAAACACCUACCAUUCUGGACUAUGCAGAAGUGCUGCUGGCAAUAUUUCCACUCGAAAGGCACACCAUCCAUCUCUUUAACUACAUCUGUGAACUUUCGCUGCUCUAUACCAACAUCUCUGUUUAUUCUCCUGCCAUGACAGCUGCUGCCGCAUUGCUGUUAUCUCGAUUACUCCACAAACAAGCCCUGCCAUGGUCCAGUCUGCUUGCAGAAUCCACUGGAUUUACAUUAGAGAGUCUAAUUCCAUGUGUAUUAACCCUGCAUCAAAAAUGCUUCCAUAAUGAAGUGCCCAGGGACUACCGUCAAGUUUCUCUGACUGCUGUAAAGCAAAGAUUUGAGGAUGAACGUCAUCAGCAAAUAAGCAGGGAAAAGGUGAUGGAUUACAAUGAAUUGUGCAAUCUGCUGGGGAUUAAAGAGGAAAGUGAACCUUUGCCUCUGAAUGUUCACACCAAUCCUGAGAUCCAGACUUUUUUGACAUCUCCUUCAGGCAACAAAACUAAACGACGAAGAGAAGAUAGUUUUCGAGAAGACAGAGGCAACUUCGUGGCAACUCCUAUUGUUGAGUUAUCUAAUCAUGAGGACACCUUCCUGGGCGACUUCCUGGAUCUGAGUUUAGACUUGUCCAGCACUGGAUAUGAAGGAGACCAGGAGAGUGAAGGAGGCAAACAUGUUGACACUAUUGCUGGACUGGAAGACCGAGCUACAGCCAGUGAGAAUUAUGAAGCAACAAGUGAGGAGAGUUUGGAGUAUAGCCUGAUGGAUGACCAGCUACAGCCAGCGUCACACAGACAUAAAGUGAGUGAAUCCCAAGAUCUGCAGGGGGAGCUCAGCUCAGGGUACUUGUCUGUGACCAGCGAAAGCCCCUCCUCAUCAGACCCUCAACAAUCAUUACCAUCUAUCUCAAGACUGUCUCCUGCAGUGGAGCGCAUUGAACCAGCUCCUUCCUCCUGUAGUACACAACACUUCCACCUGGUCCAUGAAUCAGAACCUGAAGACUCUAAGCAACUGUUGCCACCCUCUCGUAGAAGGCCCAUCAAACGCAAGAAUGGUGCAGAACAUGACAAAGAUGAUUCUGACUUGGAUUUGAGUGUCUAAACGAAAAUGAAUUUCUUUUCAAUUGGAAUGAAUUUGGUCGUGAAGUAUUGGUUCUGCACUAUGUUGUGAGAUUUGAGCAAGUUCAGAACUAAAGGGGAAUGAACUGUGCUGAAUUGUGGUCCUAAAUGUUUUACAAUAACAACUUGGGGAUGGCGUUUACUUUGUACUCGAUCCUCCUUGUUGGUGACGCUUUGGAAAUGGUGCUAAGGCUACUGUUUACAUCCCUGUUACACUGGGAACAUGACAUUUAAACACUUGUAUCGGUUUUGUCUGGUUUACAGGUUACAGCCCAACAUUACACUUAAGUGUUAAACAGUUUAGGAUUGUAUAAUUUGGUACAGAGUGCAUCUUUCUCAAAUGCCCAGUUGUAUCAAGGGUACUAAAGUAUUGGCCAUAAAGCCUGACACUUCAACAGGUAAACUCUCAAUAAGUAUCUUGUUUGUUAUAUUUAACAUUCGGGUGUUCUGUAUGGCUUUGGGGCUGUUUGGGCAAUGAUUUGGUUUCCAUUUGUCUUCAAUGGCAAAUGUCCCUGUAAAAGGCUAGUACCUGCAUUGUACAAACCUUCUAAAACCUGUCUAUCAAUGCUGCCAUUUCUUGGUUCAUAGCACCAAAAUUGCACUUUGUUAGUUGCCACUGCCUUUAAAGAGAAAUGACAAUGUUAGGAGACUUGAGAGUCACCACUAGCUGUUCAACACUAAAACUAAACGUCAUUCUGUUUGAUGUUACACCAUGUGUACAGCUGUUUGACAAAACCAUUCAAUGCAUUGAUUCAAGGGUGAUUAGACUUGUAACUGGAUUAUAUUUCCCCACAGUGCUGGGGCUAGCAAUUGAUGCUGAGCAAGUUCUGUUUGUACAGUGUCUGAUGUUUGGAAAUGGUCAGUUUAGUGCUUUUCUUGGCUGUGUUUCUGUCAAUGUGAGAAGGUGUGGUGGGAGCCUAUGCUAGAAACUUGCAUGUAAAAGUGUGCAGACUAAUCAAAUGGGAGCCUACUGUGUGUUUGUGCCGAAGCUAUAGAUGGACAGCAAAUAAUCACUGCAAAAAUUGGAAUAUUGGCAAACUGUGAAAAUGGAAGUUACAGCACAACAAUGUGUUGUAGUAGAACAUUAUUCAGGGAGCAUAUUGCUAACAAAAAUGUAUAGCUUAAAUCGUGGAGAAAAAAAUAACACUUGAUGGGCAAUUAGCCCCAGAAAACAAGCAAGUGUAUAACCAACCUCAGUGUUUUUUUUAAACUUUUGAUUAUGUUGACAACUGAGUACAUUUGAAAUGCAUUUCAUUUCUUAGUUUUUGUUAUAAAUGAAAUUCAAUGUAUUUUUGUAAAAAAAAAUAUUAAAUGACUGCUUUGUGGAUCUCACCCUUUUUAACAUAAGGAGUCUGGAUGUAGAAAAUGUGUGUUGGCACUUUGGAAUUUCAAGUGGUUCUGUGGGGAAAAUUACAAUUAUUGAGCUUUUUGGUUAGUGAAUAAAAUAUUGUUAUCUUUUAUGUUGAAUCAAUGUGGAAUUAUGCUCUGCCUUGAGCUUAAUGUUUCUUUAUUGGUUUUUAAAUGUCAAUUUUGUUAACAAUCUGUUAGUUGCAGAAACUCUAGGUCCAGAAACACCAGACUUGAUACAAAAUGCUUCUGUCAAACCUGAUAAACUUUUGAUUCUGGCAAAGUGUCAAAAUCUUACAAGUGUUACUUGAAUUUACUACAUCUGUGGAACCCCUGUUGCUUAAGUCUACAUAUUUCAUCUUGAGUAUGUGUGAAUGUCAGUGUUUGUUACAUUUUUUUUGGCAAGCCUACCUGUUCACCUUACAUGCAGUGUUACA
Molecule: messenger RNA, 4159 nt
Organism: Hypanus sabinus (Atlantic stingray)
Lineage: Eukaryota; Metazoa; Chordata; Chondrichthyes; Myliobatiformes; Dasyatidae
Gene: ccnf
Product: cyclin F
Exons: 17
Coding region: 55-2358 (767 amino acids)
Biological process (GO): regulation of cyclin-dependent protein serine/threonine kinase activity; mitotic cell cycle phase transition
Cellular component (GO): cyclin-dependent protein kinase holoenzyme complex; nucleus; cytoplasm
Molecular function (GO): protein binding; cyclin-dependent protein serine/threonine kinase regulator activity
Source: RefSeq, a predicted model, not a curated record